CACAGCUGAGAUAACAGAGGUCCAUAUCGGUACAUAAGACAAUCUUCCCCUUCUUUGGGUUAAGGUUAACAUGCUUUCCAAACAGUCUAUGUGUAAAAUUGGAUUAUGGGUCGCAGCUUUAGGUGUGAUACUGCAUGUGGCAGGUAAGAGAGUACUAAUUAUCUACAUAUCUAUCUAUCUAUCUAUCUAUCUAUCCAUCUGUCUAUUAUCUAUCUAUCUAUCCAUCUAUUAUAUAUCUAUCUAUCUAUUAUUUAUCUAUCUAUCUAUCUAUAUAUUACCUAUCCAUCUAUCUAUCCAUCUAUUAUAUAUCUAUCUAUCUAUUAUUUAUCAAUCUAUCUAUCUAUUAUAUAUCUAUCUAUAUAUUAUCUAUCUUUCUAUCUAUCUAUCUUUGUCUAUCUAUCUAUCUAUAUAUUAUCUAUUUAUCUAUCUAUAAAUUGUCUAUCUAUUUAUCAAUCUAUCAAUCUGUUAUCUAUCUAUAUAUCUAUCUAUCUAUCUAUCUAUCUCUAUCUAUUUGUCUAUCGAUCUGUCUAUCUGUCUGUCUAUCUAUCUAUCUAUCUCUGUCUAUCUAUCUAUCUAUCUGUCUGUCUGUCUGUCUGUCUGUCUGUCUAUCUUUGUCUGCCUGUUAAUCUGUUUAGCACUUUAUGUCAUUGCACUAUCUCUUUGUAUCUGUCUGUCUGUCCAUCUAUCUCCCUUUGUCAGUAGAUAGAAUGUCUAUCUCUCUAUCUAUUUUGUGUAUCUGUGUCUCCAUCCAAGUCUCCAGUAAGUCACAGAUGAUCUCUCCCUUUCCCUCACAGAUGCUCAGACCACCAUAACAGCACCUGGUAAGUGAAUUCUGUCAUGUCCACUGAAUAGUCUUUACUUUUAAUGUUACAUAUACUGCGAUAUUAAUUUCUAUUGUCUGAGAUUAUUUAUUGGUAUUAAUUUGAUUAAAAAGAUGCCAAAAAAGUCACAAUAAGAUAAUAACACAGAUAUAAUAGAGAGAGGAGUCUAUAGUUUGACGCAGUGGUACAGGUAUAAUAGAGGGAGGAGUCUAUAGUUUGACGCAGUGGCACAGAUAGAAUAGAGGGAGGAGUCUAUAGUUUGACGCAGUUGUGCAGAUAUAAUAGAGGGAGGAGUCUAUAGUUUGACGCAGUGGUACAGGUAUAAUAGAGGGAGGAGUCUAUAGUUUGACGCAGUGGCACAGAUAGAAUAGAGGGAGGAGUCUAUAGUUUGACGCAGUGGUGCAGAUAUAAUAGAGGGAGGAGUCUAUAGUUUGACGCAGUGGUACAGGUAUAAUAGAGGGAGGAGUCUAUAGUUUGACGCAGUGGCACAGAUAGAAUAGAGGGAGGAGUCUAUAGUUUGACGCAGUUGUGCAGAUAUAAUAGAGGGAGGAGUCUAUAGUUUGGCCUUGAGUGGUACAGGUAUAAUAGAGGGAGGAGUCUAUAGUUUGGCCGGUACACAGAUAGAAUAGAGGAGAGUCUAUAGUUUGGCAGUGGUACAGGUAUAAUAGAGGGAGGAGUCUAUAGUUUGACGCAGUUGUGCAGAUAUAAUAGAGGGAGGAGUCUAUAGUUUGACGCAGUGGUACAGAUAUAAUAGAGGGAGGAGUCUAUAGUUUGACGCAGUGGUACAGGUAUAAUAGAGGGAGGAGUCUAUAGUUUGACGCAGUGAUACUGAUAUAAUAGAGGGAGGAGUCUAUAGUUUGACGCAGUGAUACUGAUAUAAUAGAGGGAGGAGUCUAUAGUUUGACGCAGUGGCACAGGUAUAAUAGAGGGAGGAGUCUAUAGUUUGACACAGUGGCACAGAUAGAAUAGAGAGAGGAGUCUAUAGUUUGACGCAGUGGUACAGGUAUAAUAGAGGGAGGAGUCUAUAGUUUGACGCAGUGGUACAGAUAGAAUAGAGGGAGGAGUCUAUAGUUUGACGCAGUGGCACAGAUAGAAUAGAGAGAGGAGUCUAUAGUUUGACGCAGUGGUACAGGUAUAAUAGAGGGAGGAGUCUAUAGUUUGACACAGUGGCACAGAUAGAAUAGAGGGAGGAGUCUAUAGUUUGAUGCAGUGGUACAGAUAGAAUAGAGGGAGGAGUCUAUAGUUUGAUGCAGUGGUACAGAUAGAAUAGAGGGAGGAGUCUAUAGUUUGAUGCAGUGGUACAGAUAGAAUAGAGGGAGGAGUCUAUAGUUUGACGCAGUGGCACAGGUAUAAUAGAGGGAGGAGUCUAUAGUUUGACGCAGUGGCACAGAUAGAAUAGAGGGAGGAGUCUAUAGUUUGACGCAGUGGCACAGAUAGAAUAGAGAGAGGAGUCUAUAGUUUGACGCAGUGGUACAGGUAUAAUAGAGGGAGGAGUCUAUAGUUUGACACAGUGGCACAGAUAGAAUAGAGGGAGGAGUCUAUAGUUUGACGCAGUGGCACAGAUAGAAUAGAGGGAGGAGUCUAUAGUUUGACGCAGUGGUACAGAUAUAAUAGAGGGAGGAGUCUAUAGUUUGACGCAGUGGUACAGGUAUAAUAGAGGGAGGAGUCUAUAGUUUGACGCAGUGAUACUGAUAUAAUAGAGGGAGGAGUCUAUAGUUUGACGCAGUGAUACUGAUAUAAUAGAGGGAGGAGUCUAUAGUUUGACGCAGUGGCACAGAUAGAAUAGAGGGAGGAGUCUAUAGUUUGACGCAGUGGCACAGAUAGAAUAGAGAGAGGAGUCUAUAGUUUGACGCAGUGGUACAGGUAUAAUAGAGGGAGGAGUCUAUAGUUUGACACAGUGGCACAGAUAGAAUAGAGGGAGGAGUCUAUAGUUUGAUGCAGUGGUACAGAUAGAAUAGAGGGAGGAGUCUAUAGUUUGACGCAGUGGUACAGAUAUAAUAGAGGGAGGAGUCUAUAGUUUGACGCAGUGAUACUGAUAUAAUAGAGGGAGGAGUCUAUAGUUUGACGUCUAUAGUCUAUAGUUUGACGCAGUGGUACAGGUAUAAUAGAGGGAGGAGUCUAUAGUUUGACGCAGUGGCACAGAUAGAAUAGAGGGAGGAGUCUAUAGUUUGACGCAGUGGUACAGAUAGAAUAGAGGGAGGAAUCUAUAGUUUGACGCAGUGGCACAGAUAGAAUAGAGGGAGGAGUCUAUAGUUUGACGCAGUGGUACAGGUAUAAUAGACGGAGGAGUCUAUAGUUUGACGCAGUGGCACAGAUAGAAUAGAGGGAGGAGUCUAUAGUUUGACACAGUGGUACAGAUAGAAUAGAGGGAGGAGUCUAUAGUUUGACACAGUGGUACAGAUAGAAUAGAGGGAGGAGUCUAUAGUUUGACGCAGUGGUACAGGUAUAAUAGAGGGAGGAGUCUAUAGUUUGAUGCAGUGAUACUGAUAUAAUAGAGGGAGGAGUCUAUAGUUUGACGCAGUGGCACAGAUAGAAUAGAGGGAGGAGUCUAUAGUUUGACACAGUGGUACAGAUAGAAUAGAGGGAGGAGUCUAUAGUUUGAUGCAGUGAUACUGAUAUAAUAGAGGGAGGAGUCUAUAGUUUGACGCAGUGGUACAGAUAGAAUAGAGGGAGGAGUCUAUAGUUUGACGCAGUGGCACAGAUAGAAUAGAGGCAGGAGUCUAUAGUUUGAUGCAGUGGCACAGAUAGAAUAGAGGGAGGAGUCUAUAGUUUGACGCAGUGGUACAGGUAUAAUAGAGGGAGGAGUCUAUAGUUUGACGCAGUGGCACAGAUAGAAUAGAGGGAGGAGUCUAUAGUUGAUGCAGUGGCACAGAUAUAAUAGAGGGAGGAGUUUAUAGUUUGACGCAGUGGUACAGAUAGAAUAGAUGGAGGAGUCUAUAGUUUGACGCAGUGGUACAGAUAGAAUAGAGGGAGGAGUCUAUAGUUUGACGCAGUGGUACAGAUAGAAUAGAGGGAGGAGUCUAUAGUUUGACGCAGUGGUACAGAUAGAAUAGAGGGAGGAGUCUAUAGUUUGACGCAGUGGUACAGGUAUAAUAGAGGGAGGAGUCUAUAGUUUGACACAGUGGUACAGGUAUAAUAGAGGGAGGAGUCUAUAGUUUGACGCAGUGGCACAGAUAGAAUAGAGGGAGGAGUCUAUAGUUUGACGCAGUGGCACAGAUAGAAUAGAGGGAGGAGUCUAUAGUUUGACGCAGUGGUACAGGUAUAAUAGAGGGAGGAGUCUAUAGUUUGACGCAGUGGUACAGGUAUAAUAGAGGGAGGAGUCUACAGUUUGAUGCAGUUGCACAGAUAGAAUAGAGGGAGACUCGGUGACUCAGAGUGAAGGCAACGUGAGAGAAAAAAAAUUGCUAUAACUUGCAUAUUUACAAUAUCAACUAUGCGCACAAAUCAUUUACACAGUUUAAUAAAGAGUUUGGCCUCUCAUUAAACUAUUUUGUUUGUCUGCAGGUCUGCCAGUCCCUGGGUGGGGUAUUGCUCUGCUAGUUCUGAUGUCGCUGUUCUUUGCCGCCAUCUUGAUAUGCAUGUGCUGCGUGGUAAGUGUAAUGAAGAUGGAUUAAAGACAGGUAGUUAGAGAGAGGAUGUUUUCUGUUAAAGAUUUGGAAAUAGUAAUUAAAUACAAAAUGAAUAUAGAGCAGGAGGACUGGCUUCUAUUUUCUACAUUACUCGGUUUUUACACACUGGAAUAAAGUCACCUAAUUAGGAAGCAUUUAGAUACCCACACUCAUCACAUUCAAAAUCAGAGGACAAUUAUCUAAACGGGGAAAAUGUAACAAUGGAAUCCCAAUUUACAGCACUCUGGGCACGCUACUGCAUUAUCAGCCUGAGAUAUUAUGUGUUAAGCGAUCCCAAAUAUCCUCCGCAAAAUUGAUAAAGAAAGUACAAAUAAACAACAGAUUAAAGUAAUGUAAAUGGACUUAUCGUUUUGGGUUUCCUGAAUAUUAUUCUAUUUUAUAAAUGAAAGGGCUCAGUAGUGAAGAGGUUAAGAUAAAAUCUGUCAUGGGGUUAGUCUGAAUGGUCUUGAGUGGUGGGAUUGUAUGCCUAUACGUGUAUGAAAACAAUGUUAAAAACUUGAGAUUGUGAUAAUGUCCUUUUCAGAAUAACGACGGAUGUUUAGUUACAUUGUACCUAUAAAUACAGUUGUCAAAUCAUUUAAUUGUCUGUUUUUUUUUGUGUGUUUCAGCCUGUGUGUUGCAGAGGUAAUGGAAUGGAUGCCCAAGGUGGAAUGUCGUCUGUCUUUGACAGAGUGGCAUUUUGGAAAUAAAGAACGUCUCCUGGACUUGCAUUGAAUCCAUGCACCUGUCUCCUGCAAAAAUCUUGAAUUGUGUGUUUACAUUGAUUGUGUGUUUACAUUGAUUUCUUGUCCUCGGUUGUUCUAUGUUUCACACUCUAAAUUAUGCCAUCAGUAGCACAAAGGAUGUAGUUGAUGUGAAUCACUAAGUCUCUCACCUUGCUUUUUUUAAUUACUUAUAUCGACACAAACAAAUCUUAUCAUAUUCCAAUAACCUUAUUCAUCAAGCUCUCAUCAAUGUUAAACAAUGCAUUAUUUUUCUUGCAGUGGAUUUAAUGCAUGCCAACAGGGCUAAUCACUAGAUUCUGAAAUUUUAUUAGUUAAAUGAGAGUUGAAAAAUCAAGGUUGGGAAACAUAAUUUUAAUUGAAUUUGAUUCUCUACAAUUCACAGUUUAGUGAAAAGCCCUGCAACAUUCGUGUGUCCAACAUAUUAUGAUUUGAAUUAUGCUUCCAGUAUGUUAAAGGGACAGAAUACUAACCACCCCAUAACUUAAUCUUACAGAUGUGAUUAUUGUGUUUUUAGAUGGGGCUCUGAAUGAAAAUGGUGUCAAUUCUGCAGUUUUUGCAGUUCACAUGCUUACAUGUGGCAUUGGAUUCAGUGCUCCUGUAAAAAAGUAUUGGAUUGGCAGAUUAUGGCUUGUCACAUGUGCCCUGAGUGUUUCUCUUUGAGAAGCAUUUGAUUGGUCAGAAGUCAUCAGAACCGAUAAUGUAAUUAGAAUCGCAUCGGGCUUAAAUGAGUAGAAUAUGACAGAGCUGGGAGAAAAGUGAGAUUAAUUGUGUUUUUAUUCAAUUGAAAAUAAUAAUAACAUUCUUUUUUUUCUCUGCUUUUGAUUUUCUAAUAAACUUUCUUUUCUCAAAACUGUUGCUGUUUUGGAGCAUUAAAUCAAUAACAUUUUGUAUUUAUUUGAAAUAAUGGAAUUAUAUAGUAUGAAGUCUUUGAAAUAUAGUAACAUUCCUGUAUAUGUAUAGAUUAUCUAAAAUAAAUUAUUACAUUAUGUGGC
Molecule: messenger RNA, 6167 nt
Organism: Pelobates cultripes (western spadefoot toad)
Lineage: Eukaryota; Metazoa; Chordata; Amphibia; Anura; Pelobatidae
Source: the annotation of a GenBank genome assembly